ACUUGCUAGUUUCCGUCAACUGUCGAGUUUAACAGAAUUUCUUCAUAUAUGUUUACUAUAAAUAAAGAGUGGUCGAGAGAAAGGGUGUUUUGUUGUUUAGAGGGAGACAAUGGACAGAGACUGUGACGAGGGUGAAGGUGGUGGGGGUGAUGGGUUGCCAGAGAUACCGAUGGAAGCGUGGGAGAUGAUAGAGAGAGUGAAAGAGAUUAUGAGAGAAUACACUGACGAUGAAAUCUAUGCCAUGCUUUUAGAAUGUGAAAUGGACCUAAACGAGACAGUUCAGAGGCUUUUGUCUCCAGAGACAUUUGAAAGGGUGAAGGAGGAACGUGAAAGGAGAAAAGAGGAAAAGAUCGCAGAAGAAAAAAGGCUUCAUGACAUUGGUAGCAGUUCAGAUUUUGGGGAUAGAGGUGGUAGUCAUCGUCAUUCUGAAAACACUUCCUACAAGGGAGAGAGUAGUGAUUCUGCUGCUGAUGAAUAUAAAAGACAAUCAAUAGGUGCAGGUGAUGCCAUCUCAUCUGCUCAAUCAUCUCAAGUAUUACAGCCUGCUCGCCCAGGGGCCAGGGGACGUGCUUCAGUGGCUGAUAUUGUGAGGAGGGGCAGACCAGGGACCAGGAGACAUGUUUCAAAGGCUGAUGUUGUAGGGAUGGGCGGACCUGGUGCCAAUACUUCCAGCCUGCCAAUUACGUCAACUGGAACUUCUCCCCCUCUUGUUGGGGCAGUACCAGAACAAUGUGGUGUGCCCAAUACUUCCAGCCCGCUAAUUACAUUAGAUGAAGCUUGUUUCCCACCUCUUGGAAGAACACCAAAACGAUCCUCUUACCAUGUCACUCCUCCCUUUGUUCCGUCACCAGUGGAGGCAGAACCACACCAAGCUUUGCAUUCUCCAAAUCCUUGUGAUACAGCUGAAAUGUCCCAGGACUGCCAGCCACAUGAGGUCGAAGCAUCUGUAUCCAGUGAACAAUUGGCAGAGUAUAGCGCUUCAGUUUCAUCAGCUGCUGCAGGCUUAGAGAAACUAAGUAUGGAAAAAGGCGAAACACUGUCUGGUCUCCCUACUGCCCAUUCUAGUUUACAUAAAUUAAACCGCUUACAAUGUGAAUUGGGAGAAGCCACUGGUGCACUAGUAGAUGAUUCAUCAUCUGGAAAUUUGGACUUCAGAAAUCCAGAGAAUCAUGGUGAUGAGCAGCCCAGAAUCAUACCUGAUGCUGAUAGAGAAAAUUCUGCAUCAUCUUGUGCAAGGGAGAGGCAAGGGAUUGUGGGUCCUUCACUUUCGAGUGAAGCGCAUGCAUAUUCAGAUUCUCUACCAAGUUUCCAGGAGCCAACUGAAUAUUCUUCAAGAGAAUCUGAAUUCUUCUUGCAGUUCAUGGCAGAACAAAUACAGUCCUUAAGACACAGCAGUGGAGGAUCAUACAGCAGCAGACCAACUAAUUUCGUGCCUGAGGAUGUUAGACAGGACACCUUUUCUGUAUCUGGGCUACCUUCUCAAGCUUUGCCUAGCAUCCACAUUGCUCCAGAAACUACACUUCCUAGGCCAUUUGCAUUGGACCCUGACACUCAACAUUCAGUUUCCUUGGAACAUUCUGAUAACAUGCUUGCUGGCCCUUCACCUGCUCAAAGCUAUGCAAGUAUUCCCUCCACUUUUCAGCAAGCACAUACAGAUGAAGAUUUAUCCCAUCUACUUUUGCCGGAAUUAUUGCAAGAUAUUCAACAGUACAGAAAUCGUGCUCCAGAAACUACACUUCCAAGGCCAUUUGCAUUGGACCCUGACACUCAACAUUCAGUUUCCUUGGAACAUUCUGAUAACAUGCUUGCUGGCCCUUCACCUCCUCCAAGCUAUGCAAGUAUUCCCUCCGCUUUUCAGCAAGCACAUACAGAUGAAGAUCCAUCCCAUCUACUUUUGCCGGAAUUAUUGCAAGAUAUUCAACAGUACAGAAAUCGUGCUCCAGAAACUACACUUCCUAGGCCAUUUGCAUUGGACCCUGACACUCAACAUUCAGUUUCCUUGGAACAUUCUGAUAACAUGCGUGCUGGCCCUUCACCUCCUCCAAGCUAUGCAAGUAUUCCCUCCGCUUUUCAGCAAGCACAUACAAAUGAAGAUCCAUCCCAUCUACUUUUGCCGGAAUUAUUGCAAGAUAUUCAACAGUACAGAAAUCGUGCUCCAGAAACUACACUUCCUAGGCCAUUUGCAUUGGACCCUGAUACUCAACAUUCAGUUUCCUUGGAACAUUCUGAUAACAUGCGUGCUGGCCCUUCACCUCCUCCAAGCUAUGCAAGUAUUCCCUCCGCUUUUCAGCAAGCACAUACAAAUGAAGAUCCAUCCCAUCUACUUUUGCCGGAAUUAUUGCAAGAUAUUCAACAGUACAGAAAUCGUGCUCCAGAAACUACACUUCCAAGGCCAUUUGCAUUGGACCCUGACACUCAACAUUCAGUUUCCUUGGAACAUUCUGAUAACAUGCUUGCUGGCCCUUCACCUCCUCCAAGCUAUGCAAGUAUUCCCUCCGCUUUUCAGCAAGCACAUACAGAUGAAGAUCCAUCCCAUCUACUUUUGCCGGAAUUAUUGCAAGAUAUUCAACAGUACAGAAAUCGUGCUCCUGUGAGUCACUUGGCACAACCUCCUGCUGGUUAUGGAAAUUUUGGGGGUCCCACCAACAUUCCUCCUGCUGGCCAUCGAAGUUUUGGGGCUCCCACCUACAUUCCUCCUGCUGAUCAUCGAAGUUUUGGGAGUCCCACCUACAUUCCUCCUACUGGCCAUCAAAGUUUUAGGAGUCUUGCCUACAUUCCUCCUGCUGGUCAUCGAAGUUUUGGGCGUCCCACCUACAUUCCUCCUACUGGCCAUCAAAGUUUUAGGAGUCCUGCCUACAUUCCUCCUGCUGGUCAUGGAAGAUUUGGGAGUGCCACCUACAUUCCUCCUGCAGAUUAUGGAAGUUUAGGGAGUCCCAGCAACAUUCCUUCGAGAUUUCUGAACAAUUUACCUGCUUCCAUGAACUUGGAUGAAUUUUUAAGGUCCAACGAGGGAGCUCAUUUCAACCCUCAUCAGGGUGGGAGUUCUGCUACCUGGGUUCGUGGGCCUGGUGGUUCAAGGGCAAUACCUCCAGCUGCAGGCAGCACUCAUUAUUAUGGUUUGCCGGAACAGAAUCAACAGUACCCCAGAGAUGAAGGGAAUCAGCGGCUCUUGCAACAGCAUAGAUCUCAAGGGUACCAAACUCCUGAUGGAUCUCAAUCAAGGGACCCACGAGGACGAUGGCCAUGACAUGGUCGAAGGUGAUCAAUCACCCUAGAUAUGGAAACACGACUAAGAACAUUUUGUUUCAUUUCUUCUUUUCAGUUCUUUUUGCCCAAAGGCAUUAUCAUGAUUUUGAUAGAGGUGUGAAUCAAUCAAAGGCUUCAUUAGAGUUCAGUUAGCCAGUUUAUUACCAUACCUGGGUCUAUCCAAUUGUACAUAGUUGAAAGAGAAGUGUACUGGUUUUUGUCCCAUUUACCUUUGAUUUGUAUUCUACCAAAUUUACUGAGCUUAGAGCUAGCUUGAUCAUUUGAAUUUUUUCAAUGCAAAAAGACUUUCAGUUUCCUGUUAAA
This is a messenger RNA of Vitis vinifera (wine grape), 3570 nucleotides long. Its product is annotated as formin-like protein 20. The record is from RefSeq and is a predicted model, not a curated record. Gene Ontology annotation, molecular function: protein binding. The coding region runs from base 110 to 3247 and encodes 1045 amino acids. The transcript is spliced from 10 exons. NCBI's taxonomy places the organism in Eukaryota, Viridiplantae, Streptophyta, Magnoliopsida, Vitales, Vitaceae.